Messenger RNA from Penicillium nucicola, 921 nucleotides. Its product is annotated as DUF1917 domain-containing protein. The record is from RefSeq and is a predicted model, not a curated record. NCBI's taxonomy places the organism in Eukaryota, Fungi, Ascomycota, Eurotiomycetes, Eurotiales, Aspergillaceae. The coding region runs from base 1 to 921 and encodes 306 amino acids. The transcript is spliced from 2 exons.
AUGCCAUCCCACGAAGAGAUAUUUUCUCAGGAAUCAAGCUACUAUGGCGACGAAGAUACAAGAAACGAACUAGAAAAAGCAUGCGCAUCCUUCGACCCAGAGCCAUUCUGGGCACAGAUUCAUCAAACAAUGCCAUCAACAAAACAACAUAGGGCAUGCACAUCAGCCCAACCCACCGGAACAUCCUCAUCAGAUGUCAGCAUGAAAGACGCAUCACCAUCAUCAUCGCCACCACCAGCGACCUUACCCAAAGACCGCCGCGGCAAAACAGAGCCAGUGGAAUCCUUCCUGACCCGUCUCCAGCCAUCAAAACUGAGUAUGCACGACACAAACUGGAUUUGGACGUGGAAACCAACAGGAUCACGCAAGAAUGGCGGCAAUGUAGCAUCUUUCGUCAAGAAAGGACACGAGCUUCUGAAUGACUAUGAGGAAGAAAGUACGCGACUCCGACAAGUCCAUAAUGCAUCAGGUGCACAGAGUACAUCUGGCCUUACUCGCAAAUUAAAUCCUCUCCGCCAGGGACUGGAGAAGGCGAUUCUCGGUCUGGCGCAGGAGACGGAUGUCACGAUGGGGAAGUGGAUGCUCUUCCCGUCUGUUGGACAUGUCGACGAAGUCUGGAGUGUGGUGGCUAGAGCCACGGAAAAGGGGCAGCUUGGUGAUGCGGCUAAAGUUGCUACGGAUGAUGGGACUGGGUCUGGACGGGCUCGUCUGAUUUGUGUUUAUACUGCUAACUUUGCUGCGGAGGAGGAUGUCAAGCGUGUGCUGUCCAGUCUGGUUGAUAUGGAUCUUGUGGGUAGUCAGAAUCGGGUGAUUUAUUACAAGAUUGAUGCUUAUUCUCAUCUGAAUGUCAAUUCGAAGAAUGAGUAUGGGUUGAAGGCGAGUAUGUAUUCCAGUCGGGAUGUUCUUGCUUGGAACCGUUGA